Molecule: messenger RNA, 6771 nt
Organism: Corythoichthys intestinalis (scribbled pipefish)
Lineage: Eukaryota; Metazoa; Chordata; Actinopteri; Syngnathiformes; Syngnathidae
Product: inhibitor of nuclear factor kappa-B kinase-interacting protein-like
Exons: 2
Coding region: 1244-2104 (286 amino acids)
Source: RefSeq, a predicted model, not a curated record
UUCAUUUUGAAAGGCAGAAAAACAUGUUUAGCUGUGAUUUUUGACAAUACACUUUACAUUAGAGUGCAUUGACAUUCAACUGGCAACCAAGUCAGGCUAUACCAUUGACGGCUAUGCACAUACCAAAAAAAUGCCACAUGGCAAAAAAAAAUUGCCACAUGCAAAUUUUUUUUGCCACAUGGCUAGAAAAAAAUGCCACAUGCAAAAUCCAUUUUGCCACAUGGCAAAAAAACACUACAUAGCAAAAAAAAAAAAAAAAAAUUUGCCACAUGGCAAAAUUUUUGCAACAUGGCAAAAAAAAAGCCUCAUGACAAAAUUAAUUUUGCCACAUGGCAAAAAAGGCUCAUGGCAAAAUCCAUUUGGCCACAUUGCAAAAAAAAAAUGCCACAUGGCAAAAUCUAUUUGGCCACAUGGCAAAAAAGGCAAAUGGCAAAAUCCAUUUUGGCACUUCAAAAAAAAUGCCACAUGGCAAAAUCUAUUUUGGCACAUGGCAAAAAAAACACGCCCCAUGGCAAAAAAAAAAAAGAAUUUGCCACAUUUUUUUGCAACAUGGCAAAAAAAAUGCCUCAUGGCAAAAUUAAUUUUGUACAUGGCAAAAAAAAUAACACAUUACAAAAUUGCUUUUGCCACAUGGCAAAAUAGGCUCAUGGCAAAAUCAAUUUUGGCACAUGGCAAAGAAAAUGCCACAUGGCAAAAUCCAUUUUGCCACAUGGCAAUAUCAACUUCGCCAUAUGGCAAAAAAAGGCACAUGGCAAAAUCCAUUUUGACACAUGGCGAAAAAAUGCCACAUGGCAAAAUCCAUUGGGCCAUAUGGGAAAAAAAGGCACAUGGCAAAAUCCAUUUGGCCACAGGGCAAAAAAAAAGGCACAUGGCAAAAUCCAUUUUGGCACAUGGCAAAAAAAUGCCACAUGGCAAAAUCCAUUUUGGCACAUGGCAAAAAAAUGCCACGCAGCAAAAUCCAUUUUGCCUCAUGCCAAAAAAAACACAUGGCAAAAUCCAUUUUACCAAAUGACAAUUAUUAUUUUUUUUUUUUUUUUGCCACAUGGCAAAAAAAUGCCCCAUGGCAAAAUCCAUUUCACCACAUGGCAAAUACCACUUUUGGUUCUCAGCCCUGCAGGAGAGAGAUAUUAGUACGUUUUUUUCACUUGUCUGCAAUUGGGGAAAAAAACAGCGAUUACUAUUGAUAAGUGCUUAGCAUCUUCAAUGCUGUCAAAUUAUAUAGAAAAAAGCUUGUUUGGCUUCAAUGAAGUUAUCAAAUUUCAACUUUUUUUCUGAAUGUGCUUUGUUGAUAUUCCAGUGCGAGAGCGUGCAAUUAACGCUGGACGAUGUAGGCGCUCGUCAACAGGUAGCGCGGGCCAACUGCGAGGUUCUGGAGCAGGAUGUUGGCCAGCUGAAGGAGUGGGUGUCUGGGUUGAGUGCAGAGCGGUCUGAGCUACGGGCCAAAGUUGAGGCGAUCGGCAGCGCCGUGAAUCAGAUUGAGGCCCGCGCCUCUGCCAUCGCCCAGGACUUUGCUAACAAGGUGGCGUCGGUGAGAACUGAUCUACGGCGCAUGGACGGCCUGCGCUCUGAGCUGGAGACCCUCCUGGCGCAGUUGUCGGAACUAGAGGAGCGGGCGUCCCGGACUGAGCGCACUACGGUGAGUCGCAUUGGCGACGUGCUUGCCGGGAGCAUCGAACGCGUCGCCGAGCUCCGCGCUGCAUCCGAGCGCAACGUGCGGUCCCUGGAACGGCUAGGGCGCCGUCUCACCGACCUGGAUGCUGCCGACCGGAGCGCCUCGGAACGGCUGCGGGAGCUGGAGGGCGGCCGAGCCCGUCUCGUCCGCACGGUCAGCUUCGCCUCAGACCUCAAACCCAAAGUGGCUGCCGUCAAGAGGGACUUCGGGGCGAUGGAGCCCCGCCUGGCCGACCUCACCUUCCGCAUAGGGAGUUUAGCUGAGGAACUCGGGAAGAGGGAGGAGGACAUUGAAAAGCUCCGACACACAUUGGACGACUUCAGAUCUGCAGAACCGGACGUAAGUGUCGCAGCUGAACAGAAAUCGGUUUUAGCGGAAUUCCAAGACACGCCAUCAAAUAAGACUUCAAGUUCAGCAACUGCAGGUGUAUGAUCAUAAGUGACUCUAGAACUACCUAUAAUGAAGAAUUUUUACAUUCUGUUUCUAUAUACAGUGGGGAAAAUAAGUAUUUAGUCAACCACUAAUUGUGCAAGUUCUUCCACUUGAAAAUAUUAGAGAGGCCUGUAAUUGUCAACAUGGGUAAACCUCAACCAUGAGAGACAGAAUGUGGAAAAAAAAAACAGAAAAUGACAUUGUUUGAUUUUUAAAGAAUUUAUUUGCAAAUCAUUGUUUUGGUCAAUACAAAAAGUUCAUCUCAAUACUUUGUUAUGUCCCCUUUGUUGGCAAUAACGGAGGCCAAAAGUUUUCUGUAACUCUUCACAAGCUUUUCACACACUUUUGCUGGUAUUUUGGCCCAUUCCUCCAUGAAGAUCUCCUCUAGAGCAGUGAUGUUUUGGGGCUGUCGUUGAGCAACACGUACUUUCAACUCCCUCCACAGAUUUUCUAUGGGGUUGAGAUCGGGAGACUGGCUAGGCCACUCCAGGGCCUUGAAAUGCUUCUUACGAAGCCACUCCUUUGUUGCCCUGGCUGUGUGUUUGGGAUCAUUGCCAUGCUGAAACACCCAGCCAUGUUUCAUCUUCAAUGCCCUUGCUGAUGGAAGAUUUUCAUUCAAAAUCUCUCGAUACAUGGCCCCAUUCAUUCUUUCCUUUACACCAACCAGUCGUCCUGGUCCAUUUGCAAAAAAACAGCCCCAAAGCAUGAUGUUUCCACCCCCAUGCUUCACAGUGGGUAUGGUGUUCGUCGGAUGCAAUUCAGUAUUCUUUCUCCUGCAAACACGAGAACCUGUGUUUCUACCAAAAAAUUCUAUUUUCGUUUCAUCUGACCAUAACACAUUCCCACAGUCCUCUUCUGGAUCAUCCAAAUGCUCUCUAGCGAACCGCAGACGGGCCUGGACGUGUACUGGCUUCAUCAGGGGGACAUGUCUGGCAAUGCAGGAUUUGAGUCCCUGGCAGCGCAUUGUGUUACUGAUAGUAGCCUUUGUUACUGUGGUCCCAGCUCUCUGUAGGUCAUUCACUAGGUCCCCCUGUGUGGUUCUGGGAUUUUUGCUCACCAUUCUUAUCAUUUUGACGCCACGGGGUGAGAUCUUGCAUGGAGCCCCAGAUUGAGGGAGAUUAUCAGUAGUCUUGUAUGUCUUCCAUUGUCUAAUAAUUGAUCCCACAGUUGAUUUCUUUACACCAAGCGUUUUACCUAUUGCAGAUUCAGUCUUCCCAGCCUGGUGCAGGUCUACAAUGUUGUCUCUGGUGUCCUUCGACAGCUUUUUGGCCUUGGCCAUAGUGGAGUCUGGAGUGUGACUGACUGAGGUUGUGGUCAGGGGUCUUUUAUACAGAUAAUGAGUUAAAAUAGGUGCCAUUAAUGUAGGUAACGAGCGGAGCCUCGUUAGACCUCUCUUUGACAGCCAGAAAUCUUGUUUGUAGGUGACCAAAUACUAAUUUUCCACUCUUAUUUGGAAAUGAAUUAUUUAAAAAAAUCAAACAAUGUGAUUUUCUGUUUUUUUUCCCCACAUUCUGUCUCUCAUGGUUGAGGUUUACCCAUGUUGACAAUUACAGGCCUCGCUAAUCUUUUCAAGUAGGAGAACUUGCACAAUUGGUGGUUGACUAAAUACUUAUUUGCCACAUUGUAGUGCCAGGAAAUGAUAGCUUUCUCUACUUGUGGUUCCUGGAAGUCAAAGAUAAUUCUUCACAUUUUAACUUAUUUGUUGGCAUGAAAACAUGACACCUGGAGGUCAAGAGUUUUUAUUGUCAAAUAAAAAAAGGAGUAAACCACGGAGUGCCCAGAGAGAGCUUGUUGCUUUUGACUUAAAAAAAAAAAAAACUAAAUAUUUUUGGUGCAGGCAGGAAGUUUACAAAAGUAAGCUUAACUAACAGUGCAUAUGAGUGUUGAUUUCACAGCUCAGCAGUCCAGUUCCUCCAUCUUGUCUUGUCCUUCCCGCAACUUCAAGUCAGUGACGGAGAAAAAAAGUGUUUCGUUGUUUUUUAUUCUUCUUGCGUUUGGCCAGCAGCUCCUUGAGAUAAUUCCGCCAGCGUGCGGGCGUACUCACCUAGAGCCGCCCGCAUGGAAGCGAUGGCUUGUCGCUGCUCCUCCAGCUCGGCGGCGUGCUCUUCGGCCGCCGUGGCCGCCAGCCUUUCCAGCUCCUCCAGCCGCCCGACUGUCAGCGAGUCAGCAGCAGCUAGCGAGUCCUGCACCCCCUCCACAACCGUGACGCUGGCUUUCAACGCCGCCAGGUUUUCGCUCAGCGCCUUCAUCUCCUUCCCCGGGACUCCAGACCCCGCUAGGUCGCUUUCACGGGUGUCCAGCUGGGAAAGGAGCGACUCUACCUUGGCAGUGAUGGAAUCAGAGCUCUCCUCUGAAGCUCUGAUCCGGCCUUCUAUGUCUUCAACUCUUUUCUGUGUCUGCGCAUUGACCUCAUUGAGCUUGCUCUCCAUGUCACGGGCCUUCUCAGAUGCCCGCUCCAAGCCGCUUUCCAGAGUCCCUGUUCGGUCCCCGAGGGCUUGGACUUGCGCCUCGGCGCCGGACACGGACAGCUUGAGGUUUCCCACCGUGUCUUGCACCAGCGACCUGACGGAUUCCACUUCCUGGGAGAUGGACUCUACUUCCUGGCUGCGUGUUUGAAGCUCCUCCCUCACUUUUUGGAUCUGCUCCCGGACAGACGCAGCCAUCGAGUCUGCGUCCUGCUUGGCCACCUUGAUCUCGGCCACCGCGUCAACGAUGGCGGCCAGCUCUAGCUUGACAGCGGCCGGGUCUUCGAUGCCGCCCAGUCGGGCCUCCAGAUCAGCCAACUGGUUGCGGGCCUCGCCCUGUGCCUCGGUGAAUUCAGCCACGCUGGCACGCACCGAGCGGCUCACCUCCUCCAGACGCUGCUCCACCGUCGUCUCAAGGGAAGAGAAGUCACGCUCGCGGGCCUCCUUUACUUCACCCAUGCCCUCUGAGAGCUCCCGGAGGAGGUCGUUCUGAAGCUUUUGAAGGGUUUCCUCCACUCGCCUGGUCUCCUCCUCGCCCCGUGCGAUCCUGGUCAAGGCGCCCUCCACCUCUGCACGGGUUGCACCAAAUGAUGACUCCAGACUGGCCAUUGCACCUUUCAGAGAUGCCACCUGGUAUUAGAGAGAACCCAAUCAUUAAAAAAGGCAUUUUAAAAUAGGCACUUUGGCCUGAUUUUCACUCCAGGUUAAUGUGGCACCAAGAGAAGGCCCUAGAACUUUUAAGAACAACCCUUGCAAAAACUUGGCCAAAGUUUGACUUGGCCAGUGUACAGUGGUAUGAAAAGUAUCUGAACCGUUUCUGCAUAAAAUCAAAUGUGAUCCAAUCUGGAGAGAGUUUGGCACUGUUGCUUCUCUCCCAAGGAGUGGCCGCCACCAAAGAUGACGCCAAGAGUUCAGCGCAGAAUCCUCAAAGAGGUAAAAAAGAACCCUAGAGUGUCUUCUAAAGACUUACAGAAAUCUCUGGCACAGUCCAGUAUCUAUGUGCCUACAUCAACUAUAUGUUAAACUGUGGCCAAGAAUGGUGUUCAUGUGAGGACUCCACGGAGGAAGCCACUUCUGUCUAAAAAAAACAUUGUUGCUUGUUUAAUGUUUGCAAAAAAGGGACUUGGACACUCCACAGAAGUUUUGGGAAAAUAUUUUGUGGACUGAUGAAACCAAAGUUGAAUUGUUUGGGAGUAACACACAACGUCACAUGUUGAGGAAAAAUGGAACAGCUCACCAACAUCAACGCUUCAUCCCCACCAUGAAGCAUGGCGGAGGGAGCUUCAUGAUUUGGGGCUGUUUUGCUACCUGAGGGCCUGGACAACUUGCAGUCAUUAAUGAAAGAAUGAAUUAAAAAGUUUUAGUUUUGCAGGAAAACCUGUCAGACAGUUGAAGCUAAAAAGAAGAUGAAUGCUGCAACAAGACAUUGAUCCAAAACACAGAAGUAAAUCAACUUCAGAAUGGUUUCAGAAGAACAAAAUGCACGUUCUGGAGUGGCCAAGUCAAAGUCCAGACCUGAACCUCAUUGAGAUGCUGUAGCAUGACUUAAAGACAGUGAUUCAUGCCAGACAUCCCAGGAAUCUGACUGAACUACAGCAGUUUUGUAGAAAAGAAUGGGCGGAGGAAGCCACGUUUAAUGUUCACAAAUAGGCACUUGGACACUCCGCAGACGUUUUGACAAAAUAUUUUGUGGACUGAUGAAACUGAAGUUGAAUUAUUUGGGAGUAACACACAACGUCGUGUGUUGAGGAAAAAUGAAACCGCUCACCAACAUCAACACCUUCCCACUGUGAAGCAUGGGGGAGGGAGCAUCAUGAUUUGGGGCUGUUUUGCUCCCUCAGGGCCUGGACAACUUGCAAUCAUUAAUGGAAGAAUGAAUUCAAAAUUUUUGCAGGAAAACCUGAGGCAGUCUGUCAGAACGUUGGAGCUAAAAUAGGAUGAAUGUUACAACAAGACAAUGAUCCAAAACACAGACUUGAACCCCAUUGAGAAGCUGUGGCAUGACCGAAAGACAGCGAUUCGUGCCAGACAUCCCAGGAAUCUGACUGAACUACAGCAGUUUUGUAAAGAAUGUGCCAAGAUUAGUCCUGAUCGAUGUGCCUGACUUAUACGCAGCUACAGGAAGCGUCUGGUUGAAGUUAUUGCUGCCAAAGGGUUUUCCGAAAUUUCCAGGUUUGCGGUGAAUCAGUAACAGGCUCACUU